AAGUCCUUUGGCAAAUGAUCAUGAUGUAGUUCUAGUUAUUUUCGUAGCAUUAUUAGUUUAUUCUUCCCGGCGCCCAGGAGAAGACAUUCGGCGUAAGGGGGGCAACGUGGUAUUUAUGUCUUUGAAAAAUUUACAGUGCAGUAAUAUCCAAAAUGAUGCUCACCCACAAGAAUCUGCGGCGUCGCUCUCGCGAAUACCAUAGCGCGUACGAUGGAACGGCACCAUAUGGAAGCGUCAGGUUUGAAAUCGACAAAGUUGAGAAUGAGAUAGUUUGUGAUGCAUAAAAUGCAACCCACAAAGAGCCGGUCUUGCAGAGUAGGCAAGGGAGACAGAUGGUAAGCCUGUUGAGGGGUAGAAAUAGAGGUGCUAAAGUAGCAUGAUAGAAGGCGGCUUCCUUACCCAAACAGCAUUACAAACUGGAUCCCGGUAGUUCUACCCAAAUUUGUCAUGCGCCACUUGAAAACUAGGUACCAACUGGUAUCCGUUUUAUGCAUUGCAAAUUACUCCAACUUUGACGAUUUCAAUCCUGACGCUUCCAUACACCAGCGCGGGGGAGCGGCACCUCCAACGACCCCUCGAAUGCAUCUUCAACCGGCGGAGAGGUUAAUCAAAUUAGCAGGGAACAACUAGGAACAAACAGUGGUAAUAUCAACUGUGAAAAUGUCUGGGUCUGGCAGAAUUCAUGUUUGUCAUGCUUGUCUGGCAUGACUCUUAAAUCUGUCAUGCACGUUACCCAAGAGCUCCGUUUUUGAAGCGCAGUUUGUCAUGCAGAAUAGGCAACACCUAGGAGCUCGGAAACUUGUCAUGCUGAGCCAGCAUCUGUAGCCUCAUCAUGAGACGCCACGCAGCAUCACAAGUUUCCAGACCCAGACCCUUUUACUUUUGAUACAUAAUGGAGGCCAACAACUCCAAACCGGUCCUCUGGGGCUUCCCGUAUGAAAGCCUCAGGUUGGAAAUCCUCAAAGUGAAAAAAAUUUGUAAUGCAAAAAAACGACUCCAGUUGGAGCACCAUUUCUAGUCGGCGCAUGACAAAUUUCCCGGGCACUCAAAACGUGUCUGUCAUGCUAGGUAGGCAAAGGGGUGCCCUUCUGUCAUGCUAAUCAGCAUCCCAAUUCUGAACCCGUAGAAGCACAGUAGUCGGCCUCCAUUUCGUUCUCUGCAAUACAGACUUUUUGGUGUCGCAUUACAUGCAUCACAAAUUAUUUCCACUUUGAGGAUUUCCAUUCUGAGGGUGUCAUAUCCCGCGCCGGGGUCGUCCACCCUCCGACGGUCAGAUUCGAACUAUGAAUUGCAAAAGUAUCGUACUACUUGUAAAAAUUGCAUUACAAAUUAGCUCAGCAUGACAAAGAAAAUUUGUAAUGCUAAUGCGGAUUUACCAUAAAAGCAAAAUUUGUAAUGCAUAGAUGCCCAGGACCAGGUAGACUCAGUCCCGACCGAAGUGGUAGGCGCUUAGGGUGAACUAUGUAUGUAGCGCUUAGGGCCCUUCCGCACGGCCAAUUUGUAUGUCCCGCAACGGGGUUCGCCUAUGUCGGUCAUUUGUAUGCGAGGCGAUGGGUUACCCGGUCGGCAGAGCCGAUCCACAACGAACGAACGAUAGAUGCAAUUACUACAUCAUACUUUUGCAAUGCAUUCGAACAGCACGAUUGCGAGUUUGGAAUCUGCGAUCAACGUGGGGAUUGGGUCGGACACGGUGCGCCAGAGCAAAAUCCAAUUUCUCCAGUCGAAGGGGAUAUACGGCGGAAACGCCCCCACCGUCGUCGAGGCUCCGUCCUCUGCGGAACAGUCGCAGUUCGAAACGACUUUUCUGUCCGGGAAACAGCAACCAGAAAAUCUUCCUGCUGUUCCUCGGUCCCUCACCCCCGUUGCUGCUGGCACUAGAGCUGCGAGUCGCCAACUCACCACGGGGCCGGGGGGCGCGCCUUUGCCGGGAAGCAAACCGCAUUUGGAUUCCUUGGAUGGGUGUAGGUUUUUGCUAGUUCUACCCAUCAUCAUCGGCCACUUUAUACCGGCGGCACUUGCGACGGCACGACACGAGAAGCAGAACCAGAUCUCGCUGCCGCUCCUGAAGUUUCUGACAUAUCCACAGCAAAUUUCCCGUACACGUACAAAUGCGGUCUCCGCAUGACAAAACUUGGCUUCGAUCCUAGUUUAGCAUGACAAGUUUUACGCUCCAAAUUGGUGAAAUUUGUGAUGCAUUUUGUACAUGGGCGGGAAAUUUGUAUUGCAUAUGACACACGAAAAUGUCAUCGUCGGCGGUUUUUUCCUCUUGUCGGGCUACGUCAGCGGCUACACGGGAAGCAAGUUGGGCGAGCGCGUGCACGAAGUGGAAAAACUGAAGAACCGCUAUUCUGCGUAAAAACGUCCCCACCCCAGCCCAUGCCAGCACGCGCAUCGCAAUAGAUACCUCACAUACACAGUGGCCACAUAGAUUAUGCUUCUCUUCUCGUCGUAGUUCGUUCUCCCCUCUUUUUCAUCUGAAAAUUUGAAGUUUCUCUGUGCUUUAAUUUGGUCUUUCCAGCACAUAAACACCCCAGAGCUGUCAUGCAAAUUUGCGCGCCAAAAACGCCCACCCCCCGGGGAGGGGAUCCUUGACCUGUGGCGCUGGGUGCGGGUGUCCACUACAUGAUGAUGAUGAUGAUGCGGAGCCCCGUGAGAAGCGUUUUCUAUUCGUAUUUGGGAACUUGUGAUGGUAGAAUCUGCAUGAUAUGCUGGAUCUGUAAUGCUUCUGAAGUAUCUAAACAGGAUUACACUAUGAAAACAAACUUGUCAUGGGAAACAAACAAAGCUGGCGGAUUUGUAUAGCAGAUUUCGCAUCUUGACUCUGUUGUGGGGAUGUUUUUACUCAGAAUAACCGCGAGUCCUACUUCUUCCAGCGGGUCAUGACCUAUUACCCGCUGCAUUUGCUGUAUCGCAACAAAAAACUGCUUCACCGUGAACUUGUGAUGCAGAAAAUGCAUCGCAUUUGUGUUUGUCUUGCUGUUGCUACACAUGCAAGAUAAGGCAUUUGUAGGCAAACUUUAUUCCCAUAGGAAGCUCGCAUAACAAACUUCCUCUGUGGAGGUGUAGAGCAAACUUGUAAUGCGAAACAACUUGCAAAAUCAUCACAGUGAAAGAACAGUUUUUUCGUGGGAUAUGCUGCUCACCACGAUGUUUAGUCCGAUGUUUCUGUACCUGGAUCGGUACGUGUACAACAUUAGCUGGAGGAAAACGCUGUUUCAAAUGUUCCUCAACUUUAUGCAUUGCAAAACUAUGGCACUCGUAUAAUUGCAAUCAUGCAUCACAAAUUUUUUUCUUGCGGUAAAUCAGCAUUACAAAUUUCAUUUCUCAUGCUGAGGAAAUUUGUGAUGCAUUUACACGAUUGCGAUACUUUUGCAUUGCAUAAACUUUGCCCUCCUGCAGGCCUGGUUCCCCUCCGCGGCGGAGAUUUAUAACCCCCCGACCUGGUUUAUGGCGUUCUCAAACGUUACAUUGUCAAGUGUUACGUGAAUUGGUAAUGCAAGAACGGAAUGAGUCAAGGUGGCAAGCUUGCUGCUUUCGCAUCACAGAUUUGGCACGGAUUUAGAUGCUGUUUGGCCCUCCGUAGAUUUGUCAUGCGAAGUAGCUUGAUCAUCUGGCAGCUUUUGGUAGUUUUGCAUGACAAAUCCAUGUAACAGUUGAGGAUGUAACAUUUGAGAUUCCCAUAUGGUUUCUGUCCGCCUGGACAUUCUCGAACCUGACCCUACCCGGCUUCGUGUAUGGCGUUCUCAACUGUUACAUUCUCAACUGUCACAUGGAUUUGUGAUGCAAGAACUGCAAAAGUCAAAGCAGGGAGGUUGCACCUGUAGCACUACAAAUUCCGCACAGAUUUAGGCGCUGUUUAGCCUUUCCAAAAUUUUUCAUGCGAAGUAGCUUCACCUUGUGAAUGUUGAUGCUCGUUUUGCAUUACAAAUCAUGUAACAGCUGAGAACGUAACAGUUGAGAACGCCAUAUCGUGAUCCCUCAGAUUGCGAGUUUGUCGAAAAAAUCCGGGUUGGCGAAAUAUGACCUGCUCAAACGUUACAAUCUCAAGCGUUACAAUAGAAACUGGAUUUUCUCUUGCAUGAUGAGCAUGACAGACCCACACAGCGUUCCACUUUCUGCAAUACAAAUUUCGCCAGAUGAUUCUAGUGCGGUUUCUUUCGGACGACUCCGAAACUUGUCAUGCGCAAUGGUGUGCUAGGAGUAGGCUAGAUCGUGUAGCUGCGGCAACUCCGAUUUCCAUACCCUGUGCUAACGCUUGAGAUUGUAACACAUGAACAGGCUUCUAUACGAAACUGCGGCAGUUUCUGACUUCUGUGAACAUCCUACAGAAAUUUGCCUACGCCUACAGCACCGGUCGGGUAUUGUUGUCUUCGGGGAAGUAUCAAAUGCAAAUAUGUCUGGGUCUAGAAGGUAUCAACUACUUGUAAUUACACAAAAUAGAACACACUUCAAUCCCAAAAUAAAUCUCCUUUCUUCCUUUUUUCUUUGUUUCCUUUUUUCCUUCCAAUUCGCACGCAAUAAUUAUCGCUACGGGCCUUGAGCGCUAGCCUAAACCGGAACCGAAGUCCCAGCCUAUCGAUAUGCGACCCGAUUGCCUGUCAGCGUCCAGAAAAGUUCCACAGCAAUAAAAGAGUCUCCGGUUGAAAUUUGUGAUGUCACUCAGUUCGUUUUUUUUCCUUUCGUCAUACAUCGCGAAGCUUUAAAAUGAUCUUUUUUAUUUUUGGCAAGUAAAACCGACCACAUGUGCCGUUACGCAUUACAGAUUCCAUUUUGAGAAACACGGAAUUGUCAUGCAGUUCGGAACAAGUAUGCAUUUUCUAUGAAGAUCAUUUUAUUUCGUAUCACAAAUUUUGUACCGACUGCUCUUUUUUACGAUCCGCUUUGUAACCAUUCUAUGAAAGUUGGAUAACAUUUUCUAUCGUGCGUAAAUAUAAACUCCUCCGAGGGUAUGCUCGUUUUUGUGCAACUUCUGUGCAAAAGUUGUCUGCUGGCUUACAAACUGGUAAAAGAUCUGUCAUGCGAAAUUUGUAAUGCAGGAAAAAGAGAGCAAGCUGUAACCAAAAACUAGCUCAUGUAAGACUAAGAUGCAUGGCAUACAGCUUUAUAUCUUUUCGCGCGAGAAAAUGUUUCAUUUUUGAUCGGGGUGGAUGGACGUGGUUGAGGUUUGCAUUUGUAGUUAAAAUUACCAUCCAGAGCCCGCUAAAUCAUACACGUAAUCCUAUUUCCUCUCAGUACAUCCUACAACACAGAACUAAAACUACCUAUACUAGCCGGCUGACAGCAUUUUGAGUUCCUUUGAAAAGCGACAACGUGUCACUUUUCAAUUUCCGAAUCAAGAUGCCUUGACAUGUCUAUAGCGGAGCUGGGCGUAACCAUGCUCCUCUCCGGGUAUAGACGCCGGUAAACUAAAUAUGAAUAAAAUACAGAGCUACUUCUAGUCUACUUCUAGCUAUAAAUCUAAUCAACUAGUCACGUCCUAAAAAUAUACUACCCUACUUCAGUGCCUUCGAAAGCUUUCUACUUUCCUUCGCGAACCUCAUUGGCCUUUCCUUCUCAACUACUCCCAAGCGUCGCGAAUUCCUUUCUCGAACUUGUAGCGGAACAGGCGAUAUUUUCGGAAUCUGUGAUGCUUCUCCGCGAACCUCUUCGCAAUUCUCGUCCACUGGUCCCGCCGGAGUUUUUUCUCGGAGAAGAUUUUUGCGACUUGCUUCACUCCUUUGUAGAAGUCGUUUUUGUUAUCACAAAAUCUGAAGAAGUUUUCACUUGUAAUGCUGUCUGUGCAUUCCGAAAAAGUUUGUGUUGCAUGCCACAACAAGAGGAGCCCGGUUUGUGCUCCGCGGAGAAGGCGUUUCUCAUGCGGAAUAGGCAUCAUGCCGGCCUCGAAAAUUUUGCGAUGCUCGGUCAUGCAUUGCAGGCCUCGUUGGUCGUGGUCCUGCAAAAAAUGCACGACAAACCUGGCAAUUCUCCUGACCCAGACGCAUUUGCAGUGCAUAGCAAGAAAACUGCCGCUGUGGAUCAGCUUCGCGAACAGAACCCGAUGCUGUGGAACGUUACCCGAUUUCACCCGAUUAUCAAACAAAAAAGUGUUUAACAUUAACGGUUUUCUUUCACAGAUGGCAGUUAUGCAUUACAAAUUUUGCCUUCAUGCAUGCUAUGCAAUACAAAUUCACGCCGCACCUUUUCUGAUGCAUCACUGCAUCACACAUUCCGUUCACGUCAACAGUUUUCCAUCUGAUACCGAUUUGGGCCUUGUUGGAAAUCUGUCUCGGGGUUGUCGCAGCUCGGGAGGUGAUGCUCGAUGACGUCGAAAAGGACCAGGACGGUGAUAAUAAUAGUAGUGCUGGUUCAAAUAGCAGUUUGCUGCAGCCGUCUAACAAUGCAGUUGCACCCCCGUCGAGCAAGCAAGACGUUGGCCAUUCCCCGCCGAACAGUAGCGCGAGUCAAGCUUAUCCCCGAAAAAAAAAGCCAUCCCCAACAUUCAAUCUGUCAUAGUUUAGUACAAAAGAACAUGCAUCAAGUCCAGUGUUUGUCAUCAGAAGAAUGGAUGUUGCGGAUGGGUUUUUUUUCUUUCGAUAGAGCCGACGAGGACUUCAUCGAUGCGAUCGAGCGAAGGAAGGUAAUUGAGGCGGAGGAGAUUAUGCGAAGAAAAAAGUGUUACAGCUGCACAUUGUAUUGCGAAACAAGCUAGACAGGCAACCUUUGUCAUGCAGGAAAUGCUUGCCAGCCUCCUUUCAUUCGUGUUUUCCCUUACAAUAGUCUGCGCGUCACAGGUUUUCUUUACCAUAUCGCGCAACUUUGUGAUGCAGAUACUCCAACAAAUGUGUAACUGUAACUAAACACUUUUUUCGUGGGAUAGAGAUGAAAGAAAAAUCAUCAACAAACAGCAUGUUGCAACAACUUCUCCGAAAAAUCAAACAUCUGCUCAAGAAGGAAUGCAGCAAAAAGAACCCGCUUUUCUACUACUUCGCGGCGCACGCCGCGUUACUGCUCCGCCUGACAGACAAGCUCGCGCUAAACGGAACGCUGGUAAGAUCCGUUUUCUUCCUGCCGCUUUACGCAAAGUUUUUGCAGCAGCUGCACAAGGAUCACGCGAGGCUGCACAGUGCGGCCGUGCUGAAGACUACACCGACCACUCCAGGGACGACGCCUGCGCAAAUACAGCAACUACAGAUGGUGAAAAACAGCAAGAGAAGUUGUGGCGCGACAUCAACCGAAAACAACUAUUCCGAACAAGCAGAAAAAACCGAUGAACUUUUUCUCUUCACCAAGUUUCUAUCAACCAGCAAAAUGAAACACGUCGGGUCUCUGGCGUUUCCGAUGUUUAUGUGCCACGGACCCAUCGGGCAGCUGUUUUACAAGAAGGCCAUCGUGACGAAAUUGUUCUCGGAAGAGUUUCGAUUGAAAUACAUCAAGAACACGCCGAAACGGUUUUUCCUGUUCUACUUGCUCCUGGUCACGGUCUCCGCGCACGUUUUGCAGGAAGGGUUUCUGAAGAACAAAAUGGUGAUAGCCUUGGUGAAGAAAGUAACCAAAUUUUUAGCCAGUAACUGUAAAGGAAUGCUGGGGGAUAAUGAAUGAAAUAGGAUGCUGCUCAGAUCGUGUCCGUGCGUUUUCUCGACGUUUAUUCUAAGGUGCCUAUAAUUUGGAGGCUUUUUAAAAGAACGCCUACGAAAUUUUUAUACCUAGGAAUAGGCACGAAAAACGAAACAGAAAUCGCAUUCACAAUCUGACUGGAAGCUGAUUGCUUAUUUCCAUCGGCUCCACUAACCGCAGCACUUGAACUUUUGAAGUGAUCACGUCAGCAAGUGCAAGUACUACUAGCUUCGGUGUCAAAGAU
Molecule: messenger RNA, 7837 nt
Organism: Amoebophrya sp. A120
Lineage: Eukaryota; Dinophyceae; Syndiniales; Amoebophryaceae
Source: the annotation of a GenBank genome assembly